Microthlaspi erraticum is the source of this 1842-nucleotide messenger RNA. The record is from the annotation of a GenBank genome assembly. Lineage: Eukaryota; Viridiplantae; Streptophyta; Magnoliopsida; Brassicales; Brassicaceae.
AUGGUUGAAACACGAUCCCAAUCCAGUAACUCGGAGACGGAGGAGGUUGGAUCUUCGCGGAUUGAUCUAGUGUUACAGCGUACACAGACGUUGGAGGAAGCAAUCGCAAAGCAGAAUGCGAUGAUCAUGGAACAGAAUAAUACGAUCGCGCGUAACAACGCGGAAAUGUUCGAGGCUAUGCGAUUGAUCGCUCGUCCGCCUACAGCACCAAGUUCAUCGACACCAGCGGCAGCUUCCGAUGCGGCUCCGCCGACACGUCCUGGCAUGCCGAUUAAUUACGCCGGCGUGACGAGGUUAGCGAAGUUGGAUUUUCCUCGGUUUAAUGGUGACAAAUUGACGGAAUGGUUGUUUAAGGCGGAGCAGUUUUUUGAAAUUGAUCAUACACCAGAUGAGAUUAAGGUUGCCAUUGUUUCAAUUCAUUUGGAUGAGCUCGCGGCUACCUGGCAUCAAUCCAUGUUCCAGUCGGAAUUCAACAAUCUUAAUCUCAAGGAUUGGCGAGUUUAUAAGAAGUUGUUGAAGGAGAGGUUUAAUGAUGUUUUGGAUGACCCGAUUUUGGAGUUGAAGAAGCUCUGUGAAACUGAUGGCAUCAUUGACUCUCACAACAAAUUUGAGAACAUCAGAACGCGAGUAAAUUUCUCGGAGGAAUAUUUGGUGCGUCACUAUUUGGCAGGGUUGAGUUUGGAGACGCAGAUGCAUGUCAGGAUGUUUGAUCCUCAAACUGUGCGUCAAUGCUUGAUGUUGGGAAGGCUGUAUGAGAAAGCUCAUCCCGUCACUGGUUCCGUUCCAUCAGGGAACAAUGCACGUCCUUCUCCAGCUCCUAAGACCACUUCGGGAUUCAAGAAGGAUUUUGGUACUUUUCAGCCUAAGACGAAGCCUGUUGAGAAACGUGGUAUGAAACCUCAGCUUUUCCUCACUCCUGAGCAGAUGGCAGAUAAGAGAGCUAAAGGCGAAUGUUACUAUUGUCCGGAGAAGUACUCCAGGGAGCAUUUUCUCACUCACAAGGAUACACAGUUGUUCUGUAUGGUUUCCGAUGAUCGUUUGGAGGAUGAAGAGUUGCAGUCAGACACAGAUGAAGAUGAGGCUGUGGGAGAAAUUGCUCAAAUCUCACUGAAUGCUUUGACAGGGGUCACAGAUUAUCACACCAUGAGGGUCAAGGGAGUUCACAACAAACGCUCUUUGUUUAUGUUGGUGGAUUCUGGUUCAACUCACAACUUUUUGGAUGUAUCAAUGGCUAGGAAACUGGGGUGUAAGCUGUUACCAUCUGGUAAUUCACGAGUUUUGGUAGCUGAUGGGAAUCGACUGAAGGUUGAUGCACGUGUAGCUCAGUUUCAAUGGGAUUUUCAGGGGACGAGUUUUACGGAUGACUUCAUGAUAAUUCCGUUGAACGGUUGUGACGUGGUGUUGGGAGUUCAGUGGCUUAAGAAAUUUGGACCCAUCACUUGGGAUUUUCAGCGUUUGUCUAUGAAGUUUUUUUGGUGUAACAGGAAAGUGGUGCUCAAUGGUAUUCAUCCGGGGUCAGUGCGAUCUAUUAAGGCCGAGAAGUUGAAUAAGUUACAGGAUGAAUCAAUCCAACUGUCUAUGCUGUGUGUGUCUGCUGAGGAUGAACCGUGUGAAACUACACUUUUUUCGUUGGAAGCAGAGACUUCAGUUGAAACGAUACACCCGGAAAUCUUAUCAUUGUUGGACCGGUUUAAGCAUAUUUUUGCGGAACCAGUGGAGCUUCCACCUUUUCGUGAAAACCACAACCACAAAAUACAGCUCAUUGAAGGAGCCAAUCCGGUGAAUCAACGUCCCUAUCAUUAUGCGGUUCACCAGAAGAAUGAGAUUGAUAAGAUUGUCUAG